This is a messenger RNA of Pipistrellus nathusii (Nathusius's pipistrelle), 1569 nucleotides long. The record is from the annotation of a GenBank genome assembly. Lineage: Eukaryota; Metazoa; Chordata; Mammalia; Chiroptera; Vespertilionidae.
AUGCUGCAGCAGCUCUUGAUCACCUUGCCCGCUGAGGCCAGCACCUGGGUAAAGUUGCACCAUCCGAAGAAGGCCAAGGAGGGGGUGCCCCUAUGGGAGGAUGUGACGAAGAUGUUUGAAGGAGAAGCUGUGCUAUCUCAGGGUGCUGAUGAGACCCAGGGAGAAAGUUUAAAGGAUGAAGGGACUUCUGGGGCCCAGACAGCAGAAUUCCAGGAACGGUUGACCUUCAAGGACAUAACUGUGAACUUCACCCAGGAGGAGUGGGGUCAACUGACCCCUGCUCAUCGGAAUCUGUACCGAGAGGUGAUGCUGGAGAACUACAGGAACUUGGUCUCAGUGGCAGGAUAUGAAUUUUCCAAACCUAGGGUGAUUUUCCAGUUGGAGAAAGGAGAAGAGCCAUGGAUAACAGAAAAAGAAGGUCCAGGACAUCCCAGUGCAGAUGUGAAGAGUAAAACAGAAACUGGUACAUUAACUGCAAAGAAUGAUAUUUUACAGGAACAGUUAUAUCAAGGCAUUAUGAUGGAAAGGUUCAUGAGGGAUGAGGUAAUUGAUUCCACAUUGAAAAAAGUCUCCAAAUAUGAGUUAGAAAGGCAUCAGGACACCAAUGGUAGAGAUGUAAGACAAGCCAUCUUGCUCCACAAGAAGAGAGACCAAGAAACUAUCAAAUUUGGGGAAAAUAUUAUGAAUUCAAAUGUUAUUAUAGAUCAGAGGUACUGUAAAUAUGACACACUGAGAAAGAGGAACAAAUACAAAUUAGAUCUGAUUAGUCAUCCAACAAGUUACAUAAGAACAAAAACCUAUGAAUGUAAUAUAUGUGAAAAAAUCUUCAAGCAACCCAUUCAUCUUACUGAACACAUGAGAAUUCAUACUGGUGAGAAACCUUUCAGAUGUAAGGAAUGUGGAAGGGCCUUUAGUCAAAGUGCAUCUCUUAAUACCCACCAGAGAAUCCAUACUGGUGAGAAACCUUUUGAAUGUGAAGAAUGUGGCAAAACCUUCAGACAUCGCUCCUCUCUUAAUCAGCACCACAGAACUCACACUGGAGAGAAACCUUAUGUAUGUGACAAAUGUCAGAAAGCUUUCAGCCAGAACAUUAGCUUGAUCCAACAUUUGAGAACUCAUUCUGGAGAGAAACCCUUUACGUGCAAUGAAUGUGGGAAAACCUUUCGACAAAUUAGACACCUAAGUGAACAUAUAAGAAUUCAUACUGGAGAGAAGCCCUAUGCAUGCACUGCAUGUUGUAAAACCUUUAGUCAUAGAGCGUAUCUAACACAUCAUCAGAGAAUCCAUACUGGGGAGAGACCGUACAAAUGUAAAGAAUGUGGGAAAGCCUUUAGGCAGAGGAUCCACCUUAGCAACCAUAAAAUUGUUCAUACAGGAGUGAAAGCAUAUGAAUGCACACGGUGUGGAAAAGCCUAUAGACAUGAUUCAUCCUUUAAGAAACAUCAGAGACAUCACACUGGAGAAAAACCUUAUGAAUGUAAUGAAUGUGGAAAAGCCUUCAGCUAUAAUUCAUCACUUACUCGGCACCAUGAAAUACACAGGAGGAAUGCCUUCAGAAAUAAUGUAUAA